AUGUUUCUAUCUAUCUGUUUAGUAGUGCUUGCUCUGUACUUGCUGUACAAGUGGGCACUUCCAAAACCAAUAUCGGAUAUUCCUUACAACCCGCUUGCUUUGCAGAGUCUUUUCGGCGACAUUCCAGCUAUGAUUCAGGGUACAAAGGCCAAAAAUCAAACGCAUAUGGACUGGAUCAUCCAACAAAUGAAGAAUCUCGAAUCGCCAAUCAUCCAAUUGUUUCUCAGCCCCUUAAACCGUCCCACCGUUAUCCUUGCAGACUUUCGUGAGACGCAGGAUAUUAUGCUGCGACGUAAGGAUUUUGAUCGAUCCACCAAUAUCCGAGGUCUUUUGGAAGACGUGAUACCCGACCAUCACAUAUACGAGCAAACGAAUGCGGUCUUUCGAACGCACCGAAAACUCGUCCAAGAUGUCAUGUUACCGUCCUUUAUCCAGAAGGUUGCAGGGCCUGCAUUCCACGCUAACAUCAUGAGACUUGUGCGAGUCUGGGAACUGAAAGCUAAAAUUGCUGACGGAUCUCCGUUCCUUGCAACCCAGGAUAUCCAAGGUGCCGUAUUGGAUGCUGUGUAUAGCUUUGCAUUUGGAGAAUACUACAAGUCCAGUACUACGCUUCCCAAGAUCGAGAUAUUGGAAAAGUGGAACACCGAGCAAAACAGUCGACAUACCGGCAAAAGCGUUAAACCCUUCGACUUUCCUGACGUUGCCUUCGAUGAUCUUAUCAAUGCAACAAUUGAUCUAGCCAAAGCCCCGCAAGGUCUGCAAGGCUCACCGAUAGCCAAGAUUCAGGCAAAGGUGACAAUGAACAUGCCGUACUUCAGGAGGGUCCGAAAGAUCCGAGACGAUUUUCUGCGUGGUAGUCUUCGAUCCGCAGUUUCCAAACUUCCAAAAGAGGGUAGUAAAUCCGAUAGCCCAUCUGUUACUUCUGCGGUGGACCAGAUGGUACUACGUGAAACAGCAUUGGCUCAAGCGGAAAAUCGGAGUCCCAAUUAUUUAUCAACCAUGAUGCAAGGCGAGCUGUUCGGACUGAUCCUCGGAGGUUUUGACACGACAAGCACUACCACUCUUUGGGGCUUGAAGUUCCUCACGGACAACGCCGGUGUCCAGAAGCGUCUUCGACGGGUUUUGCAGUCAUCUUUCGCUAAGGCAAAAGCUGAGAAGCGUAGCCCAACCUUCCAAGAGCUUGCGGUUGCCCGAAUUCCCUACCUUGAAGCUGUUAUUGAAGAGACUCUUCGAUGUGCAGGAGCAACGCCUGCACUUCAACGCUUGGCCAAGGCCGACACACAGAUCCUAGGAUACCACAUACCCAAGGGAACUGAUGUCCUUUUCCUUACUCAUGGACCCAGUGUUUGGACUCCUAGUUUUGAGAUCGACGAGAGCAGAAGAAGCCAAACUUGCCAGGCUGCGGGUGAGAAGAAGGACCAAAGUUGGGAUAAUGAUGACAUCUCAGCAUUCAGACCCGAGAGGUGGCUUGGACAGAAGGUGUCGCCAGCUAACGAUGCGAGGGAGACUGAUGCGACUGAGACCGCGGAAUUUGAUGGGUUGGCUGGUCCAACAUUGGCCUUUGGCUUGGGGACGCGUGGUUGUUUUGGCAGAAGAUUAGGCUAUCAACAGCUGAAAACGUCCAUUGCUAUCUUGAUAUGGAACUUUGAGCUAUUGCCUUGUCCUAAGGAACUCUCUAGCUAUCGUACCAUCGAAGGUCUGACUAGCAUGCCAGAACAUUCUUACAUCAGGCUGGAAAAGAUCGAUUUGACAACACCGGAGUAG
Molecule: messenger RNA, 1764 nt
Organism: Fusarium venenatum
Lineage: Eukaryota; Fungi; Ascomycota; Sordariomycetes; Hypocreales; Nectriaceae
Product: cytochrome P450
Molecular function (GO): iron ion binding; monooxygenase activity; oxidoreductase activity, acting on paired donors, with incorporation or reduction of molecular oxygen
Source: RefSeq, a predicted model, not a curated record